This is a messenger RNA of Rhineura floridana, 11323 nucleotides long. Its product is annotated as chromatin remodeling regulator CECR2. Lineage: Eukaryota; Metazoa; Chordata; Lepidosauria; Squamata; Rhineuridae. Gene Ontology annotation, biological process: chromatin remodeling. The record is from RefSeq and is a predicted model, not a curated record. The coding region runs from base 303 to 4793 and encodes 1496 amino acids. Gene Ontology annotation, cellular component: CERF complex. The transcript has 19 exons. Gene Ontology annotation, molecular function: protein binding.
AAGGUGGAAGAUGAGUCCGUGCGGCAGCUGCCCGCAGCAGCGCAGCACCCGCCUGCCUUAGAGACCCUCGAGGAAGCGAGGAGGAGGAGCAGGAGGCGGUGGCUGAGAAGGCGCCAGCCCGGACAAGCCCCAUGCGGAGGAGCUGGCGCGGAGGGGGCAGCUGCGGCUGCUGAGAGAGAGUAAAAAGAAAAAGGGGAAAAAAAGAAGAGGUCGGUCGGUCGGUGGGAAAGGAAGAAGGAGUCUCGCGCGCGGCAGGCAUCGGCAAAGCAGCGAGCUCUGAGGAGCGCUUGGGGAACGGGGCGAUGUGCCCGGAGGAGGACGGGGGUUGUGGUGGUGGUGGAGGCGGCGGCGGCAUAGUAGUGGUGGUCUCGGCGCCGGCCGCUACUACGACUACUGCUGCUGCUGCUUCAGCAGCAGCGAACGGAGAAUCCGAGGGGACCACGGCGGCGGCGGCGGCGGCGACUCUCUUGAGUGAGCUGCGCUCUUGGUGGGAAGUGCCGGCCAUCGCUCACUUCUGCUCCCUCUUCAGGACCGCUUUCCGACUGCCCGACUUCGAGAUCGAGGAACUUGAAGCAGCUCUUUACAGUGAUGACGUGGAGUUCAUCAGUGAUCUGAUUGCCUGUCUUCUUCAGGGUUGUUACCAGCGCAGUGACAUUACAUCUCAGACAUUUCAUUCCUACCUUGAGGAUAUAAUCAACUAUCGCUGGGAACUGGAGGAAGGGAAGCCCAAUCCCUUACGAGAAUCUGCUUUCCAGGAGCUACCCCUGCGCACUCGGGUGGAGAUCCUGCACCGCCUUUGUGAUUAUCGACUUGAUGCUGAUGAUGUAUUUGACCUGCUCAAGGGUUUGGAUGCAGAUAGCCUGCGGGUGGAACCACUGGGUGAGGAUAGCAAUGGUGCCCUCUAUUGGUAUUUCUACGGCACUCGAAUGUACAAAGAAGACCCUAUGAAACCAAAUGGAGAGCUGCCUUCAGACAGGGGAUGUGGGAUACAGACAAGCACUCCAAACAUUCCUGGAAAAAUAGUAAAAAGACGAGGGCGACCUCCAAAACGGAAAAAAAUGCUAGUGGAGAAUCUGUUGAGAGAGAAGGCAGAAGAAAAUGCACUUGUGUGUGAGUCACAGAUGAGAAAUGGUUCUCAAGGACCAGGUCACGGAACAUGGUGGCUGCUAUGUCAGACAGAAGAGGAGUGGAGGCAGGUCACAGAAAGCUUCCGAGAGAGAACAUCUUUAAGAGAGAGACAGCUCUACAAGCUCCUGAGUGAAGAUUUCCUGCCAGAAAUCUGCAACAUGAUUGCACAAAAGGAGAAACGUUUGCAGCGAAUGGAGUUUUCUCCCAGGUGGAUGUCUGAUUGUCAGCACAUAAGGCCAAUCCGGCAAGAGGUAACUCCAAUGGUCCUCAGUAGAAUGGAGAAACAGAGACGGCAGGAAGAGGAGGAGGAACGUCAAAUUCUUCUGGCAGUUCAGAAGAAGGAACAAGAGCAAAUGCUGAAGGAGGAGAGGAAACGAGAAAUGGAAGAAAAAGUCAAGGCAGUGGAAGAACGAGCCAAGAGAAGGAAGCUCCGAGAAGAGCGGGCGUGGCUGCUGGCCCAGGGAAAGAAGCUUCCCCCAGAGCUUUUUCACUUGGAUCCCAGCUCACCUGCUCGGGACGAGAGGAAGGCGAAAGAUCUCUUUGAAUUGGAUGAUGAUUUCACUGCAAUGUACAAAGUUCUAGAUGUAGUGAAGGCUCACAAGGACUCCUGGCCAUUUCUGGAGCCAGUUGAUGAAUCCUAUGCUCCAAAUUACUACCAAAUCAUUAAGGCUCCCAUGGAUAUCUCUAGCAUGGAGAGGAAGUUAAAUGGAGGCCAAUAUUACACCAAGGAGGAAUUUGUGGGUGACAUGAAGACCAUGUUCAGGAACUGCCUUAAAUACAAUGGUGAAAAUAGCGAAUACACUAAAAUGGCUUAUAACUUAGAAAGAUGCUUCCACCGGGCAAUGAUGAAGCACUUUCCUGGAGAAGAUGGAGACACAGAUGAUGAGUUCUGGAUCAAAGAAGAUGGGAAACGGGAGAAAAGAAGCCGUCGGACAAUACGUUCCAGUACAGGGAAUGUUUGGACUCGAUCCAGAGACUCUGAAGGACCUGGCAGAAAACAACAGCAUGUGCAAAAUGGAGGGAAACUUCCACCUCACAAAGCAAAACACCGAGUGCCCACUUCUUCCUCUUCUUCCUUCUCUGCAGAGGAUCCAAGUAGCAGCUCAAUUCAUCCCUUUGGAGAAGGGGCCUCUUCCAAUGGCCGAGGCUUCCUGCAUUCACAUAAAUAUGGUGGAAUACCCAGCCGUGUAUCCCAUCCUGGGCACAUAAGGCCAGCAGGGCCUGGAACAUUUGGCUCUCUGCAGGGAUCCGACCCAGCAAAACCUUAUGGAUCACCACGAGUACCAGACCCACACCCUGGUGAACCAGGUCAGCAGCAUCAGCACUUUGUCAUGCAGCCUACAGUUGGAUUGAAUGAUCUCAGAGGACAUCGGCUUCCUGUUCCAGAGAAGCAAGUUUGUGCAGGCCCAAUGCAUGCCUCCACAGUGGGACCACAGCCUGGAUCCCUGCAGCUUGGUCGGAUGACAGGCCCUCCCUCAGAUGUUAAUAUGUAUUCCCCUGCACAAUUCCAGCAAGGAUUUCUUUCUCCAAGGCACAAUGGACCCCCUAUGAGACAACCAGAGACCCCAGAGCUUCCCUCUGGCCAUAUGUACAGACCUUACAAGUACUUAAACCAUUCACAUCCCACUGUGUGGAAUGGAAGCCAUGAUGCAGUAAACCAGAUGUCCUUGGGAGUAGACAAGAAACCUUCAAUGGGUCCACCUCGUGCUUUGAGCCACAUGAUGGACCCUCAGGCGCUGAGACCACCUUUGCCACUUAAUCAGUGGACUGAGCAAUCCAAUUUCCUACCUCAUGGAGCUCCACCCUCAGGAUAUAUCCGACAACCAGGAAAAGGCCCUGGUCAGAGAAUGCAGCAGCAGCUACCAGCCUCAUUAUUUGGGCCUCCCCAUCAAAUGCCAAGAGGAACACAGGGUGGGGAUUCCAUGAUGGACAGUCCAGAGAUGAUUGCCAUGCAACAGCUGUCUUCUCGGGUAUGCCCACCUGGUGUGCCUUACCACCCCCGUCAGCCUCCUCCCCCGCAUUUGCCCGGACCAUUCCCACAACUGGCCCAUGUGGCAUCUAUGAACAUCCAGCCUCCAAAAACAGGUUUAGGGAACGGGAGCUCUCAGGACACCAGUCAGACCAUUGAUCCAGAGAACAACCGAGUGAACCCUCCAUCAGGAGUGGAAGAGAAAGCCCAGUGUAUUGGCCUUCCAGAGGGGACAUACCCCAAGCUGCUACCUCAUUCUAAGCCCCCCCUGCAAAUGGAUUGCUCCAGGCGGACACAGGAAGAAGAGAGUGUUGAUUCUGGAACUAAAAAUGGUCUGAAAGUAACACAGAGCAAGACGACAUGGCCAGCAGAGAGUAACUAUACAAAUCCAGCAUCCCAGAGGUGUGUGCAGGAUGUUGUAACAGCGGCAGAGAGAGGGCCUGUGCCUGAAAAUGGUGCUGUAAGUGAAGGGACAUCUGGUGGUACUGAAGGAAAAGCAGGGACUGCUAAUGUAAUGGAGAAGCCCCUUUGCACUGGAGGCAAAAAUCUGUUGGAAGCAACUGUGCCUUGCAUGAGACAGAGCACUAGUACUCCUGCUGCUGUGGAUGGCAGUCCAGCAGGAGGCACCUCUGGCCAGUUCGCUCCUCUCUACAUGCCCAGCUUGGAGUAUCCAGAUGCAGCUACACACUAUCACAUCAAUCCAGGACUGCAGGGAUUCAAUCCUAUGAUGGGAGGGAAGUCCCAUCCAGUAUCCCAUUCCAAGCAUUUUUCUACUCGGGGUUUUCAGCCUAAUAACAGUCCCCAUGGGGUUUUCCCUCGUUAUCGUUCCCACCAAGGAAUGCCAUACCCUUACCAGCCUCAACCUCCUCCUCCUUAUCACCACUACCAGCAGCCUCCGUACUACAGUUGUCCACAGAGCUAUUCAGAUUGGCAGAGGCCUUUUCCUCCCCAGUCCAGCCCCACUGGGCAUCCAGCUGCCCAGUCACCUCUGGCCAGGCCUCCUUUCUCAGACAGAGGGAUUAUGGGCAGUGGCAUGCAGGGCUGUGAAGUGCUUACUGCUUCUUUGGCUUCCCCAAACCGAAUGGAUGUGGCAAGCACCAAAGAGAUUCCAAGCAGUGGGCAAGAGCUGCCACCAGAGGCUGAGAAAACAGAUGAAUCCCAAGAGAGGCCUGAGAGCCCCAAAGAAUUUCUUGAUUUGGACAACCAUAAUGCAGCUACUAAGAGGCAGAGAUCAGUUGCAGCAGGAGAGUAUCUGUAUAGCUCUCCCCCACCACCCAUGAGUUCUUCUGGGCUUGGGUUUGGCCCAUCUGCUUUUCCACCUCAUGGUGUCAUGCUGCAGACAGGGUCACCUUAUGCGUCACGACACCCCGCAAGUCACUUCCAGUCCAGAGCUUAUGGGUCACCUGUGAAUGCUCACUUGGUGCAUCAUCCAGCCACCAAUCAAGCCAAUGGUCUUGCUCAUGAUGGUCCUCUGUACCGUUGCCAAGAAGAGAAUGUGGGGCACUUUCAGGCCUUAAUGAUGGAACAGACAGGAUGCGGAAGUGGCAUGGGGAGACUGUCUCCAGAAAUGUAUAGAACAGCAGGAAUGCACAUGCAUCAGCCACAAGCCUCAUUCCUAAAGAUGCCUACAGCAACAUCAGUCCAGGAAGAGCUGCCAGCACAAAAAACACCAGUAUCACCUCUGGAUCAAAGUUAGUCUAAGGCUAGAAGGAUGUGACGGAGACGAGAGCCUCAUAUGACUGAAUAAGGGUAAAGGGAAAAAAUGCUUUCUACCUUCAUCUUCUUUCCCAGCAGCGUCUGCUUCCAAGGUCUGGUGGAAUACGGCACCUUGUUGGCUUUCUAGUAACAUGGAAUUGUCCUGGGUCUGAGCCAGUCAUAUGGCUGUCACAAUGACAAAGAGAGAGCGUCUCAAGCUAAUGACUUAUUUCUGACCAGAGACUUUGGUUUCAUUAAGAGUUUAAAGCGGCUGUGUUUGAGGGACUUGAACUUUCAUGAACUGCUAAAACUCAGGUAUAUUUUUCAGGAUGAAAGAAAGUAGGCUGUGGGAAAUACUUGUAUUAAUAUGUGUAUUUGGAAAGGAAUCCAGUUUACAGAUUUUUUUAACCUAUUGCCUUUUUAAAAAAAAUAUUUUUGUUGGUGAAUGUACUGUACAUUAUUAAGGGUUGGAGUGGUAGGCCUCAAAUGUUGUAGGCACAGCACUGGGAUGAUCAUAACCUGUUUACAAUCAUGUCACGCUGAAAUCCUUCAGAAAUGGGUAAAUGCAGGAAAUAGUGGUUUUGUCUAUAUACAAACUCAGCGCCAUUUAUCAGUCAUCUAGGGCUGAGGCAUUGCCUGGUAAUUGGCCACAGGUAUUGCUCAGGAGAAAUCAGUGUUCCCCUCUCUUGCCCAUUAAUUGUAUGCACUGCUAGUUUCUGCCACUACAGGAACAAGGAAAUCAGAAACUAGAAUUUCUAGAAAAUUAGGAUUGUAGCAGCCUUUUCUCAAUCAUUUCUGACUAGGAAUGGUCAGAUGUCAGUAAAUAUCAAAGUCUUAGUCUUUUAUUCAUAUUAUUACACACAUACAUGCAAGCUGAGAUUAUGGGGGCAAAAACAGAUAACGUUGUUACAUGUAAUGUUGAUGUGUAUGAUGUGUAAGAUAAGUUUGAAGAUGCCAGCACUGGAGACAAAGGCCAGUUAGGGUAUUACAGAACACAUAAAAGGUUCUUUUGCAGCAUCUAUUAUUAUUUCAGUGAUAUCUAGAAUGAAAUAAUACGGCACUCUGAUUUGUCUUGAGUGAAUCUCUGGUUUUAGCCAAACCUAGACACACAUUCAGUGAGAGUGCAAACAUUUUGCCCAGACACUGCUGUGUUCUGUUGAUGGAUGCCACAUAUCUGUCCAUUUGUUUGCUUGCAGUGAGGUUCAAUAUAGAUCUUAAGUGCUCCCUCCCUCCGUGACCAAACAAGAAAAAUCGCAUUUUUAUUUGAAUUCCUCUGUGGCCAUACAAAGGAUAGAAAGGAGUGUGAGAAUUUUAUUCUCAACUUCAGCACUAAUGCAACCUCAAGUCAACGUAACAAGUAAAACAGGCCCACAGCCACAUCUCUAUUGACCAGUCCACCUGAACUAAUACAAUUAUAGUAUAGUACACAACUUAUACAUCUGCUGUGGACAGCCAUUUUCUGAAGAAACAGGCACUGGCACCUAGGCCCUGAUUUUUUUUAAAAUUGGGUUUUUUGUUCUAAUCUUCCCCAUCCUGUUUUUUCCCCCUCCCAAGAUUGAAUUUCUAUUAAGUUGUUUCAUAAUAGAACUUUAGCCCAGAGUAAUAGCCUCAUUCUAUAAACUUGCAGGCAGUUACCAUAAAAAUUUGAUGUAUGCUCCAAAGGGGUUCUACCUGUAUUUAUCACUAAAUUUUACUUCAGGUUCUGUGUUUCCCCUUCAUUUCUUCUGUUCUUCCAGUCUGUUGCAUUAUGACUUCACCAACUACACAAGAGAAAUUGUCAUCUCUUGUACAGCAGGGGCUCUCCAGAUGUUGUUGGACUCCAGUUCCCAUCAGCCCCAGCCAAUAUGGCCAGCAUUCAGGAAUCAUGGUAGUUGUAGUCUGGUGGGCCACAGGUUAGCCACCCUCUUUGUAUGGUAUGUGCUUUUACUUUGGGAAUAAAUUCCAAAUGUGCAGCCAUAUUAGUCUGUGAAACAAAAAACAUGAAUAAUGUUGUGGCACCUUAUAGAUUAACUGGUUUGUUAUGGGAUGUAUUUUGAGAAAAACGAGCCAACUUCAUUAGAACUAUAAAGCAAGUUGUUGCCUGUGAAAGCUCAUGCCACCAUGAGCUUGUUAGGUUAGCCUUAAAUGAUCUACAUGGGCUUAGCACAUUGGAGUUAUGAGGUAGCCUCUAUUGUCUGUAAACUUAUGGUUAGUGGCUCUUAGGGAAGCAUUAUAAAAGGAUCUUGGCUUCAUUUUGUUAGAAACUUGAUGGAAAGUGUUUGCUAUUUCCCAGUUCCUGUUCUGUUAUAAUUUUAGCAUAAGGGGUUGAAUAGUAAGUGUGUGAGCCUUUUGUAUGGCUAAGAUAGAUGAGUGGCACAGCUGCAGAUCGUCUGAUAAUGGGCUUCAAAGCUUGUGCUUUUUGUAAUGAAGGAAUCAUCUCACCUUCCCACUUCAACCCAUCUGUAUCUGUUUAACAUACAGAUGGGUUGCAAUACAUUUUAGCCCUUCAGGACCCCUUUCUUCCAUAUGGAAGAAACCUUUCUUUUAAAAGGCACAUAAUGACCCCUGCAUACUUCUCUCCUAAGCAUCAGCAGGAAGGAGGGGAGGGAGGAAUAAAUCCUUUCAUCUGUGGACCUAUUUGCCCAAAGUUAGACCUGCUAGAAAUAAAGAGAAAGCAUUCAUGGUACAUGUUAAUCAUGUCUACACAUAUCUGUUUUUGGGUUUUUUUUGUUUCCGUUGAUAAAAAUAACUACCUAGGAGUUAUAAAGAUACUAUUGACUGGUAUUCAUUACCAAUAAUAAUAUUAAAUCCUGUUAACUGUAUGCAUUGUUUUACUCCUGAUAGUAUCUCCUUAUCAAUAAUGGUCUAUGAUCCUUAAACAGAGAGCUUUGACUGAUAUUAGUGACUUCUAUGGCGCUUGGUCAUACUUCCAAUAGGAAUGAAAUAGCAAAAUAUCAGUGGUAGGUCAGUAGCAUGCCUACUGUCAAAAAGUGGCUGUCUGUUUCAGUCUAAGUUCUAGAUUUGAAGCUUUUGCUUAAAUAGAACAAGGGUAAAGCAUUUUCCUCAGACUGGAGAGUGGAGGCGAUAUUUUAGUGGAACUGAAAAUCAGAAUCUUCCCUAGACUUAACAAUUUAGUAAGCUCUCUGGAGGGUGCAUAGUGCUUUUUCAUUUAGUAGCAUUCCAAUAUAGCUUUUAUGUAUAAGUUAGCAGUGUUUGACCAUGGAACUCUCUGGUCAUUCCUUCAUGCAUUGACAGGUCCCAACUAGUGAAAUUUUCCUUGUUGUUGAAGUAGGAAAUGGGGUUACAAGUCCUAGAAGCUGAGAAAAGUAGUAAAUAUCUUUGUGUGAGGGAAAUAACUAUCAAUUGAAGUUUGCUUCCAGCAAUUCUGGCUUUUUCUCAGUGAAAGGGUUCCCCCCCCCCCAUAUAUUUCAGUGUACCAUUAUCCUAUAUGCAUGUUGACUGAAAAACAAAUAUGCCUCUGAUUAAAUAAGGCCCUUUCUCCGUGAGAAUAGAUUUCACCUUUGUGAUAGCUGAUGCAGCUAUUCUUCCCUUUCCUCCCAGCAGCCAGAUGUGAGUUAUCCUGAAGAAAUAUUUCCCAUAAAACUGUUCUAUAAGGAAGUAAGGCCUUCUCUGCCACCCUCUGUAGUUUAUGCAUUGGGUGGAACACUUCCUUUAGUGUAUGUGUUCACUACUGAAUUAAAUGUUUUCUUAAGAACACACUUUUCUUCACCACUGUAUGAUGGGGAAAGGUAUAUUCUUUUCCAUAAGGGCUGAUUCUGGCAUAACCUUCCCAAUACCUAUGCCUACAUUUACAGCAGUGAAGUGAGGAGCAGCCACCAAAGGUGAGACUUGGUAAUGUUGAAAUAGCCAGGUGUUCUGAAAACAAGUAGGGAUAGAUAUGUAGAAGCAAAACAUAAAGCAGAAACCUAAAUUACUCCUGAUAGAAGUGUGGAAGGGAAACGUAUGAGAUUUUGAAUCAAAAUCCAAAGGUUGAUUGUGGGAGAUGGUGAAGAGCAGGGCUUCACAAAUGUACUUGCCAAUGGUGAACAUAUUUUAACUUGUUGAGUGUGAAGAAAGGCUUGCCCCUUCAUUCACAGUGGGCUUUGGGGGCUUAUUGUAGAAGCAACAGCUGGACACUUCCAAAACCCAGCACAACUGCAGCCACAGAUCCCCCCACUUUCUCUGGGGCCUGGGAGAAGAGCAAGGGUUACCCUUGCAAUCAUGCUGGGUUUCCAAGACACUCUGAAGUGGCAAGAUCUUUGCAGCUUUAGAGCAUCUUCAAACCCUUGCACAUCUUGCCCCUCUUGAGGUUGUAGGGAGAGUCAGGGUGAGUCGCAGGCUCCUCCAAAAUUUGGCUGGCUACCAAGGCCAGACAAAAUUUUGAACUCUGUUGAUGAACGUUUAGGAUAGAUAAAAAUAUUAACUAACCAGCAAUAGCAUAACAAAAGAGGUUCCUGCCAAUAAAAGUGUCAAAAUUUGCUUUAUCAUAACAUGAAUGUUUCUGAUGAGGGUUCAGGUGCUGAUGAGCAACAAUAUAGUGGGAACGUUGGCUGUCAUGAAUGAGGAGCUAGAUGCAUUUGGCAGGCACUGUUGUUUUUGUAUCCUGUGUGUUCUGGCAAGAUUCUGCACAAGUUCUGUGAAAAAUGUCAAACUGUGUACUUGUACUUGUCCUACUAAGUACUUGUUUAACAAUGGCAAUAUACCAGGUGCAUAUUACAGAAUUAACUGCCAAAUUUCUGCAUGUUCUUUGUAGCCAGAAAUUUGAAGCAUACAUUGAACCUAGUUAUGGAGAACCUCUAGGGAUUUCUCUGAGCUCUCAGUCACUGUUCUUCAACCUUGUAGUCCAACAACAUCUGGGGACCCAUCUCACAUCAUCCUUGGCCAUUGGCUAAACUGGCUGGGGUUGAUGGGAGCUAUAAUCCGACUACAUCUGGGAACUCAAGGUUGAAGAACAGUGGUCUAAGUGAUCAGAGCUACCAGAAAUGCAUGCAAUCCUUUGGAUUUAGCUGUGCUCUUUACUGACCACAAGGUGUCACUGCUACACAAAUAAUGUUAUUCCCUCUGCAACUAGUUUCAUUUAAACAGCGGCUUCCAAAUAGCAUGGUACUGUAUUUUUCCUCUAAUAGUUAUAAAUGCAAGUUAUAUUUCAUAAUUUAUGCACUCUGAGCAUCUACUUAUACUGGUUAUUUACUCUUCCAUAACAGUUCAGUGCAAACUACAGCCUUACAUAACUAUUUAGCAAUAAAAGCAUAGCAGUUAUUGUGCUUUCUCCUGGUUCUCCAGUUGCAAAAGUUAAGUAUAUCAUUAGAUUCCAUGGCAAGGGUGCAAAAACUCCAGGAGACACUGGUGCUUAAAAACUGGGUCUAGCAACUGCCACUUGAAUUACUGCAGAGGUCAUGAAGUGAGUUUCUUUGUCUGGCUCUUAAUUUUACACACACACAAAAGUAUAUUGAGUAUGUUUUUUCUACUGCCCAGCUUUUUUAUGUUCUACUGCAUUUUAUCUAAGUAGAAUGAGAUAUUUUUCCCAUGAUCAGGAGGGAUGGCGAGAAAGGAGUCUUCUAACUGGAAACACAAAAGUACAAGCCUGGUAGCUAGGAAAUAUGUGAUGCAAGAAUUCAAAUAAUAACUCUGGUUUUUAAUUUGAAGUGGUUGUGCUUUGACUCCACCCCCCUCCAUCAUUCCUGAAAUGUCUUCUGGGUCAUUGGGGGUGUGUGGGUUGGGAGGGACUGUAUUAUUGUAAUGAAGAUUGUAAAGAAUGUAAUUUGCCUAUUUGGGGGCAUAAGGAGAAGAGAGAAUGUUCCUCUGGAUGAAGUCUGAUGUUACACUGGAGUUGGAUCCUGGUCUCUGUCAAACAGCUGAAACAUCUCCUGGUCAACAGGCCUAUGAGCUACUGCUGCAAGAGUUCUCUCACCAUGAAGCUGUGAAAGUAUAAUUACUGACAAACUCUGGGAGGAAUCUGACAUACUUUGGAUUGUGCAUGGCAGUGUUUGGCUGGAUAAAUGAACUUCUCAACUAGGUUUUGAAAGGGAGCUGAUACGAGCCUUUCAUGCCACAGCAGACUGAACUUGGUAGUGUGACAGAAAGCUACUGUCAAGAGGGCCCAUUGCUUGGAGAGUUAACACCUGAUAUAAGACUGACUGACUGACUGAAUUCCUCCCUGUCUGUUCUUCUGUUUUCCCCAACUGGGACUCAGGUACCUCACUUGGCUGCCUUUUCCACUGCUCCUGAAAAACCCUGUUCACUCUCCCUGCCCAUGGAGCACAGCAUCAGGGAUCCUUUCCUCUACUCUUUUGCUGCUGCAAAGAGCUGGGUUUGAACUCUCCUGGACAAUACUGGAAAGGGGAAUGCUAUUUAUUUUUAUAUUGUGUAUAUUUUGUCUUGGUCUACUGAUUCCCUGAGAGCGACAGUUACCUCAAUAGUUAGUUUAAUUUUCUGUGUUUGAGUAAUUUUUUUAAGGAUCCUUUUUUUAAAAAACUUGAUCCUUGGAGAUCUGUAGAUUUUAUUUCCAUAAGAACUUGUUAUUUUGUAUAAAGUAUGUUCUUAAAAUAGAAA